GCUUGCCGUGACUUGAACGCUGCCCCAAGGAGGGUCAGAGCCAAAGAAAGCAUCGUCACAGAAGGGUCAAUUAGUGCACAGAGUAAAGCGAUCUUGUUUUUUUUUUUUUAACCUAUUCAAAGGAUCAACUCAACAACAAGCAAAGGAAGAAUCAGCUUGACACCAAAACGAUCGCUCAAGACCAAAAGGACUCACAGGAACACAGAAACAUACACCUCUACUACUCGACAUUUAUACCAUCACAUAUCAUUAUCACAUCAUGUCAAGGAGGAAACAAGCACCUAGCGACAUUCUGACUGAGGUCCCAGAGCUCGAGGAGGGCCAGCGUUUCGCAAGAGUGCUCGGUAGUAGAGGCAAGAACGUCCACGAGGUCCAAUUCCUAGAGGGUCAGGAGCUCCUCGUCAACCUGCCUCCCAAGUUCAGGAGUCUUGUCUGGGUGAAGCGAGGAAGCUACGUCAUUAUCCAACCAGCAGAAGAAGAGGACAAGACCAAAGUCGAAGGAGACAUUGUAGCAGUCCUUUUCCCUGACCACAUCAAGCAGUACAGGCAACAGGGGAUCUGGCCAUUUGAGGAUCAACUCACAAACAGUACAAACAAUGGUUUGGGCGACUCUGAUGAUGAAGACGGAAGUGACGACAGCGACGACGAUCUGUUUGUGAACAACAACCGAGUUAUCAUUGAGGAGACGGACAGCGAAAGUGAAAGUGAGGAAGAAAGCGAAGAAGACGACGACGGCGAGGAGGGACAGAAAAAAUAGACAUUGGCUCAAAGUUGACACAAAUCAUUUAUAGACACAUCCAGCAUUAUAAUAUAAUACAUCUUCCUC
Messenger RNA from Gamsiella multidivaricata, 826 nucleotides. RefSeq lists its product as uncharacterized. Gene Ontology annotation, biological process: translational initiation. Gene Ontology annotation, molecular function: translation initiation factor activity; RNA binding. Lineage: Eukaryota; Fungi; Mortierellomycota; Mortierellomycetes; Mortierellales; Mortierellaceae. The record is from RefSeq and is a predicted model, not a curated record. The transcript is spliced from 2 exons. The coding region runs from base 260 to 757 and encodes 165 amino acids. Gene Ontology annotation, cellular component: nucleus.